Messenger RNA from Dothidotthia symphoricarpi CBS 119687, 2189 nucleotides. Its product is annotated as subtilisin-like protein. The record is from RefSeq and is a predicted model, not a curated record. The transcript is spliced from 2 exons. NCBI's taxonomy places the organism in Eukaryota, Fungi, Ascomycota, Dothideomycetes, Pleosporales, Dothidotthiaceae. The coding region runs from base 321 to 2111 and encodes 596 amino acids. Gene Ontology annotation, biological process: proteolysis. Gene Ontology annotation, molecular function: tripeptidyl-peptidase activity; serine-type endopeptidase activity.
UUCAUUCCUCAUGCGUACUAGACCUUGGAAGGCAGCGAGCGGCAGGCACAUCCGCGGCGUUAUCGUAGGCUAAGUCUCGAUUAGGCAGGAGCUUGAGGCUAUUCAAGCUUCGUUGAGACCCACGACGGGAAGCUUGUCCUUGCUUGGAACCGCAACGAUAUUGGCAACGUGCAUCACGAAGAUACAAGUCUAACUGCAGAAGGCAGUUGAUAGGUGACAUGCAUGUACGUGCCGCCAUGGGCUUGAGUAUUUAAGCGUAGAGGGUGCCAUGUCUUGCAAGCCAGUGCUUCGCUCAAGUCAAGCUCGUACCAGUCGGAAAGAUGGCACCAGUUCUCAGCUUCCUUAUCGGCUCUCUGCUGGCGGCAAGGGGCCUUGCAGAGCCCUUCGAGAAACUGUUCGCUGUUCCUGAGGGAUGGAAAUCCGCAGGACCAGCAGCUGACUCGCAAUUGCUCAAGUUGCAGAUUGCUCUCCAGCAGGGAGACUCUGAAGCGUUCGAGCAGCACGUUCUAGAUGUUUCCACUCCUAGCAACAGGAAGUACGGACAACACUUCCAGUCGCACGAGGACAUGAAAAGGAUGCUGCUGCCGACUGAGGAGACUUCAUCCACCGUUGCCGCCUGGAUCCAGGCUGCUGGUAUCGAUGAAUUCGAGCAAGACGCCGACUGGGUGAGCUUCAAGACUACCGUUGGUGUUGCCAACAAGAUGUUGGAUACGCAGUUUUCCUGGUUUACCAGCGAGGAGGCGAAGCCGCGCAAGGUCCUUCGCGCCCUUGAGUACUCUGUACCUGAGGAUGUUGCUUUACACAUCAACCUCGUUCAACCGACUACUCGCUUCGCCGCCAUUCGUGCGAACCACGAGACCGAGAAGGAGAUCUUCGGCCUCCAACGCAUUGAUCUCGCCGCCAACGCGAAUGUUACUGUCAACUGCGAUGCCGGCAUAACUCCUCAGUGUCUGAAGCAGCUCUACAAGAUUGACUACAAGGCCGAUCCUAAGAGCGGCAGCAAAGCUGCUUUCGCCUCGUACCUUGAGGAAUACGCUCGGUACAGUGACAUGGCUCUGUUCGAGCAGAACAUUCUGCCCGAAGCCAUUGGGCAAAACUUCACUGUUAUCACAUAUAAUGGUGGUCUGGACGGCCAGAACUCCACCUCCGACAGUGGCGAGGCCAACCUGGAUGCGCAGUACAUGCUCGGUUUGGCCCAGCCCCUUCCCGUCACCGAGUUCAGCACCGGUGGUCGCGGUCCUUGGAUCGCUGAUCUCGAUCAGCCUGAUGAGGCUGACAGUGCCAACGAGCCCUACCUGGACUUUCUUCAAAACGUUCUGAAGAUGUCACAAAAGAACCUUCCUCAGGUCAUUUCCACCUCUUACGGCGAGAACGAGCAAAGUGUCCCCAAGUCGUACGCUCUGUCUGUCUGCAACCUCUUCGCCCAGCUCAGCUCCCGUGGCGUCAGUGUCAUCUUCUCUUCAGGUGACUCAGGUACUGGUUCAGCGUGCCAGAGCAACGACGGCAAGAACACCACCAAGUUUCAGCCUCAGUACCCUGCUGCAUGCCCCUGGGUGACAUCCGUCGGUUCUACGCGCUACCUCAAUGAGACCGCUACCUUCUUCUCGUCUGGCGGUUUCUCUGACUACUGGAAGCGCCCUUCGUACCAGGAUGAUGCUAUCAAGGCCUAUUUCCAUACUCUCGGUGAGAAGAACAAGCCUUACUUCAACCGCCACGGCCGUGGUUUCCCCGAUGUCUCUGCUCAGGGCUUUGGGUACCGUGUUUACGAUAAGGGCGUGCUGAAGGGCUACCAGGGCACCUCUUGCUCUGCUCCUGCGUUCGGUGGCAUUGUUGCUCUCCUCAAUGACGCACGUCUGAGGGCCAAGAAGCCUUCUCUUGGGUUCUUGAACCCCCUCCUAUAUUCUAACCCCGAUGCUCUGAACGACAUCGUCCUUGGUGGAAGUACAGGUUGUGAUGGCCACGCCAGGUUUCACGGUGCGCCAAAUGGAAGCCCGGUCAUCCCAUAUGCCAGUUGGAAUGCUACGGCAGGGUGGGAUCCCGUCUCUGGACUGGGUACACCGAACUUCCCCAAGCUGCUCAAGGCUGCUGUCCCUAGUCGUUACAGGGCUUAGACUUAGGCCUGGUUGUUCGAAGGAGGGACAUGUAUAUAAUGGCGAUGAUAACGAAUAAAUAUAACUAUGAAACUUCUC